ACCGUGUCGUCUCUUCUGAUUGGCUGCUGCUCUCUGGUCCGUCCCGCUCAUGAGGUAACCCCGGCUGUGGUUGUUGAUGCCCGUGGCUGGGCCGUGAUGGGGCAGAGGGUGUCGGGUGUGGUGAAAUCCGCAGAUGAGCCGGAGACAAGCGAGCUGGCGUAUCCGCCGGUGUGUGCGUCGCUCCGUAGCCGCGGCGUCCCGUUACCCGUCCGUCUGGAGCUGCUGUUGGACAUGCCGCCGGCGGGACAGGAUGUCCAGCAUCAGCACGCCUGGAAUCCAGACGACCGCUCACUCAAUCUCUUCAUCAAAGACGACGACCGGCUCACGUUCCACCGUCACCCGGUGGCCCAAAGCACGGACUGCGUGCGGGGAAAAGUAGGAUUUACCCGUGGUUUGCACGCUUGGACUUUGCGCUGGCCUGUACGACAGCGCGGCACGCAUGCCAUAGUCGGGGUCGCGACUUCUUCAGCUCCCUUGCGAGCCGCCGGAUAUUCUGCGCUAGUCGGUAGCGACAUCGAAUCCUGGGGUUGGGACUUGGGACGAGGUCGACUUUACCACGACAGGAAAAGCCGGACCGGCCCGGCGCCGUCAUACCCGGAGUUUAUCGAGGAUGAGGAGGAUGAAGGGACGUUCUCGGUGCCUGAAGAGAUUCUGGUGGUUCUGGACAUGGACGAGGGAACGCUGGGAUUCUGUGCCGAUGGGAACUACCUGGGCGUAGCGUUUCGUGGGCUGAAAGGGAAGAGGCUGUACCCAAUCGUCAGCGCCGUGUGGGGUCACUGCGAGGUCACCAUGACCUACGUCAACGGAUUAGACCCUGAACCUCUGCCACUUAAGGAGCUGUGCAGAAGGGCGGCACGACAGGCUCUGGGACGACACCGAAUCCAUCACAUCCAGUCUCUGCCACUGCCACAGACGCUCAAGAACUACCUGCAGUACCAAUGAGAGACGCACACAGCCAAAAAAUCACCGGCGUUCACUGAAAACGCACUCAGAAAUGAUCUGCAGGGCUGUAGAGGCUUUGUGCUGUGCACAGACUUGAAUUAAGUGUCGUAGGGAAGGACAGAUUUGACCAGCCGGACAACAAAUAUCUGGUUUUAUACAUGAUUAUGAGGUGACUAAUGAGAAGGUGUUUGUAUUUGUGCGUGAGAAUGACUCAAGUUCAUGUCUUCCAUAGAAAUAAUUUUCUUAAGAGCUGAUGAUUUUGCUUUUUCCUUCACUUUUAUCUAAACACUAAGGACCUAGUUUUAUGGACAUAAAUCCAACAUAAUUAUAUUAGACUAAUGAUUUUUUUUUUUCUUCCAGAAAACAGGUUCUUAUUCUUUUACCGGUCUUAACUAAUACACAUCCUCAGUGCCUGAGAUCUUUUAAAAUCUUUUUCCGUUCGUGUUUAUUAUGAGUUUAUUAUUUCGUUCGUGAUCAUGAUGAAGCUGAUUAAAUCGGUUCCAGGUGUUUUUAGUGUACAAACGCGACUUUGAAAUGUCCGUGAAGCUGAUUUUUACAUGAAAUGGAUGCGUGUCUUUUUCACAGAUCAAACGGAAACCUGCAAGACAGCAGACGCGACAUUGUCCUUUUGUGACCUUUGCAGUGUGAAUAAAAAUAAAACUCCAAAGCCAAA
Messenger RNA from Cyprinus carpio (common carp), 1615 nucleotides. Its product is annotated as SPRY domain-containing SOCS box protein 4-like. Gene Ontology annotation, molecular function: protein binding. Lineage: Eukaryota; Metazoa; Chordata; Actinopteri; Cypriniformes; Cyprinidae. The record is from RefSeq and is a predicted model, not a curated record. Gene Ontology annotation, biological process: intracellular signal transduction; proteasome-mediated ubiquitin-dependent protein catabolic process. Gene Ontology annotation, cellular component: SCF ubiquitin ligase complex.